AUGAGUAAGAAAGGGUUACUGGAGCGACUGGCGGAGGGCCCGGUGAUUGGUGACGGGAGUUACGUCUUUACCCUGGAGAAGCGAGGGUACGUGAAGGGCGGGCCAUGGACACCGGAGGCGGCCGUGGAGCAUCCAGAAGGAGUUAAACAGCUGCACAGAGAGUUCAUGCGGGCAGGAGCAGACGUUCUCCAGGCCUUUACCUUCUACUCCACGGACGACAAGCUUCAGCUGGCCGGCAACCUGGCGGGCGAGUCCGUUACUUGUCACGAUUUAAACGAGGCAGCCUGCAAGAUCGUACAGGAGGUGGCGGCGGAGGGAGACGACGUCCUUGUCUGUGGCGGUUGUUCGCCCACGCCGUCAUACAUGGAGAAAAAAGGCAAAGAAGUAGUGCAACAGGAGUUCAAGAAGCAAGUCGACGUCUUCGCACACAAGGAAGAAGUCGACUUUCUACUUUGCGAGUUCAUGGGUCACGUGGAGGAGUGUGAGUGGGCUAUAGAGGUGAUGAAGGCUGCCGGGAAGCCUGUAGCCUGCACCAUGCGGAUCGGACCGAAGGGUGACCUGAACGGGGUUCCGCCGGGGGAGUGCGCCGUCAGGAUGGCAAAAGCCGGAGCCGACGUGGUUGGGAUCAACUGUAUGUACGACGUGAACACGGACCUAAAGACGAUAAAGACAAUGAAGGCUGCCCUGGAGGAGGCCGGCCUGUCUCCGUACCUGAUGAUACAGCCGCUGGGGUACCACUGUCCGGAGGUGGAGGACAUGCUAGAGGGGUACCUUCAUCUUCCUGAAGCUCCAUUCGCCAUGGAGCCCCGUCUGCUGACCCGUUAUGACGUCCAGAAGUUUGCGCGUGCGGCGUACGAGCUGGGUGUCAGGUACCUGGGCGGGUGCUGUGGGUUCGAGCCGUAUCACAUACGCGCCCUUGCGGAGGAGCUGGCACCAGAAAGGGGGCGCUUACCCAAGGCCAGUGCCAAACACGAGCCGUGGGGUGGUGCUCUAAGCGGAAGCAUGUUCGACUUCAUAAGGAGAAGGGCGAGCCGUGAACACUGGGAGAAUCUGAAGCCGGCUUUGGGUCGUCCCGACCACCCAGUUCUCCAAACUCAUUUCGACUAGCGACAAGCUGCGGGCUCUAAAGAACACAGGCGUGUUCUUAGAACUGGCGUAUUCUAAGAACAGAUGUGUUCUAAAGAACAGAUGUGUUCUAAAGAACAGAUGUGUUCUAAGAACAGAUGUGUUCUGACGUGUUCUUAGAACAGGCGUGUUCUAAAGAACACAGACGGGUUAAAAAGAACACAGAGACGAUUUCUUAGAACUUUGUGUUCUAAGAACAGACGUGUUCUGGGACAUAAAAGUUGUCCGUUCUCCUAGCACUUGCCUGUUAUACAGGCGAUUUUUCUAUGUCUUUUAAACUUUUAUUCAUUACUUUAAACAGUAAUCCAGACUAUAAUUUUUAAAGGGGAUAAUUUUGUCUCCGCAAAAUAGCAUGCAAAGUCAAUCAUUUCCCUGAGAUUUAAAAGAUAAUAAUUUUUGAUCACAUAGAAAAGAAAUCAAAUAUGUUAUUUUAAUGGAAACCCCCGAGUCUCUAAAUAGCAUCUUUUAACAAUUUUCUGAUGUUGGUGGUGUUAGAAUACCUUGGUGACGAUUGUGUUUUUCUUCCUUAUUCACCUGCUGAUUUUAGUUAUAUGGGAGAGUAAAGAAUAAAGCCUAUCUUAACUUUAAUGCUAUUACCACCAUUCCAAAGGAUUCUGUGCCAAAACUGGACGCGUGCCAUUUGGCAAAUCAAAAGCCGUUAAUGUUGCAAACUCCCUAUGGUGGUGGUGUUGCAGUUUAAAUGUUUUCCUUGAUGGUCUGGGUCUAGACGCGUCAUUGAUUAUAUUAAGGUAGAAGUAGGUUUAAGGUGCAAAUGGAGGAUUUCUAACAUGUGGGAAAGGGGGCUUAACAUUCUUUUCCUCCUGGAAAGGACCCAGAAACAGUCCUUGAUUCGAACGAGAGAAGUACACUUUGCCAAAGUCUUCAGUAUUGAUCUAAGCGGCCUUAGGCGAACCUCGCUACGCAUGUUUGAAUCGGUUUCGUAAACUAUAAGCAAAAAUAUGCA
Messenger RNA from Branchiostoma belcheri (Belcher's lancelet), 2089 nucleotides. Its product is annotated as betaine--homocysteine S-methyltransferase 1-like. Bases 1 to 1107 code for a protein of 368 amino acids. Gene Ontology annotation, molecular function: zinc ion binding; betaine-homocysteine S-methyltransferase activity. The transcript is spliced from 8 exons. NCBI's taxonomy places the organism in Eukaryota, Metazoa, Chordata, Leptocardii, Amphioxiformes, Branchiostomatidae. The record is from RefSeq and is a predicted model, not a curated record.